This is a messenger RNA of Topomyia yanbarensis, 2281 nucleotides long. Its product is annotated as zinc finger protein 208-like. Gene Ontology annotation, cellular component: nucleus. The record is from RefSeq and is a predicted model, not a curated record. Gene Ontology annotation, molecular function: DNA-binding transcription factor activity, RNA polymerase II-specific; RNA polymerase II transcription regulatory region sequence-specific DNA binding; zinc ion binding. NCBI's taxonomy places the organism in Eukaryota, Metazoa, Arthropoda, Insecta, Diptera, Culicidae. Gene Ontology annotation, biological process: regulation of transcription by RNA polymerase II. The transcript is spliced from 4 exons. Bases 286 to 2145 code for a protein of 619 amino acids.
GAAGAUCUGACAUACGGUGUGGAAAAAACUGCUUUUUUCGUUUGCGAAUUUUGCGCAUUCUCUGUCCAACCUUAAGCCAUCGACAACUCCUUAUUUAAAUCUGUACAUGUGGCAACACUGAUCUCCAUAGCCUCCAUGAUCACUCAAAGGCACUCACACCUCUCACGAGUCAAAAAUAUUUACACAUCGUGAGAGUCCAGUGAAUAAUGAUUUUGACAACAUAAAAAUUGCAUAUUAUUGUGUUUAUAUAUUGAUAAAUUCAAUCACUUUUAUUUUACAGCCAAAAUGGACCUGACCAAAUUGUGUCGAUUUUGCUCGAUGGAGAGCAAUGAACUAAAAUCUAUAUUUUCCGAAAAUACGGAUCGAAAUUUGCUGACAAUCAUCAACGAGGUGUUGAAGUUCUCGGUGCUCGAAAACGAUGGACUCCCGUCAAACAUAUGUGAACCGUGUUCCAAUAGUUUGUUGGCUCUGAAGGAAACCAUACACAACUUUAGAGAAAACGAAAAAAAUCUGCGAAGGAAAUUUCUCGGUCAAUCAGCUGAAGAUUUAGAGGAAGGUGAUAUGGGUUCACUUAUGGAGCUUGAACGGAUUGAAGUAAGCGCCGAUUUGAUGCUGAAGGGAGAACCCGAAGAAACGGACGCGUUGUUCUCGAUCGGUGAACGCCUAGCGCAACCUGAUGAAAUGCAGAUGCCAGUAACAGUUUUGAUUAAACAAGAAUCGAGCGAUCAGCAUGACGACGACAGACUGAAUGAUGAUAGCGAAGAGGAAGACGCCGAUGAAGAUGAAGAAGUUGAUACCGAGGACAGCGAAGAGGCGAUUGUAAACAAGAGAAAACCUAGGUCUAGUAGACCGGGCCCCAGACCUGCUUCCCAUUCUACUCCUCGUCCACGCGUACCACGACGUCAGCGUCGUCGCGAUCCCAACCGACCAAAGCUGAACGACCACAAGUGCUAUAUUUGCAAGAGUGAUUCGAUGGAAUCAGCUAAAGUUCUUCUGGAACAUUUGUCAGUUCACGUGAGCCUAACGCCCUAUACGUGCUCGGAAUGUGUAAUGGAAACAAUUGUAUUAAAAAACGUACGGUCCUUGAAUCUUCAUAAGAAAAUGCAUGCUCAGCCGGUGAAAUGCGAGUACUGUGAUCGACGUUACAGUGACCCAAGGACUAGGGAUGCCCACGUAAAAUUGCAGCACCUUGGUGAGAAUGCUCCACUUCCGUCUACUUGCGAGAAGUGUGGCAAGAUUUGCAAAUCGAUCGCUGCCCUGAAAAAUCACCUUCGAAACCAUAUGCUGGAUGUUAGAUGCGGUUACUGUGGCAAACUGUUCCAUAAGCGUAGUGUGUUAUUUAAACAUGUGGCCCAAGUACACGAAAAAUCAGAGAAAUAUGAAUGUACACAGUGCCACAAGGUGCUUCAUUCCCUGGACAGUUAUAAUAUCCACUUGACGCUUCAUAGUGCGGGUAAGCUAUUUAAUUGCGACUUGUGCCCGAUGACGUUCAGCACGCUGGGAAAUUUGCGUUGUCACAAAAAAGUUCACGCAAAAAAUGCUAAUUACAAACCGCAUAAAGAUUGGACCAGCCACUAUACCGUCUCGCAGGACCCGGAACGAGGCAAAAUUUACACCUGCAAUCUGUGUGGGAAUACGUAUUCCGGUUCGAUCAACACAAUUAUCAGCCACGUCAAAUGCCACUUCAAGGAUGUUCAGUGUGAGCAAUGUGGUGCGAAAUUUUCCAACAAAAACAAGCUAAAGAGCCACUACGUGGUCCACACCCGGGAGCGAAAUUACAAGUGUCAAUAUUGUGGGAAGGAUUACCUUUAUCGGCAGCACAUGAACUAUCACAUAAAGCAGAGCCACAAACUGGCUAUUGGUACAGCAGCUCAACCGACCGGCUCGGGAUCACAGAACAGAAUCGAUGCGGUGCAGCAAAAAGCCCAUACUAACGCUCAACAACAACUUAAAUGUACACUGAAAACUAUCGUGAAUGUGGGACUCUUCCUGCAGCGCGACCCAUCCACAUGGUCGCCAACAAUGUACGUUUACGCAGACGAGGGAAAUGCUGGUGACAAUCGAGUCUCUAUCAACGAACUCCUUAUAUUGGCAAAAGGGCUAAAACGAAGAAAGCUACCGCCCCGGACGAUAUCUCCAACAUGACACUGAAGACCGUGAUCCUGGCGUUUCUGGACAUGCUCAGGAUAGUUCUACAGAAAUGCCUAGACGAAGGCUACUUCACGGAUAGAUGGAAGAUUCAGAAGCUGGUGUUGGCCAAACCAGGCAAACCAUCAGGAGA